AUACUGAUGUUACCAUUUAGCUAAUACAGCCUCACAAAGCUGUUAGCAUGGCAGUAUACACUUUAACAUGGAGAUUACAGUGACAUGGUGGUGUUAACUCCCCAAAUUAUUAUUAUAAUUUCCUCCUGUAACUGACUAACACUGCAGGAACCUCAAAUGAUCUGCCAUGAGCAUUCUUUGGUGUGUUUGCAGGCUGUCAGGCUGUCUGAUCACAGAGGAAGGCUGUGCUUCUCUGGCCUCAGCUCUGAGCUCCAACCCCUCCCAUCUGAGAGAGCUGGACCUGAGCUACAAUCAUCUAGAAGACUCAGGGGUUACGAUGCUCUCUGCAGGACUAGAGGGUCCACACUGGAGACUGGACAAUCUCAGGGUGGAGCCUGCUGGAGUCCGAUGGUUGAGACCAGGUCUGAGAAAGUAUUCCUGUGAUUUCACACUCGACAUAAACACAGUACACAGAAAUCUCAAACUGUCUGACAACAACAAGAAGGCGAUAUGUGUGGAGGAGGAUCAGCCAUAUCCUGAUCAUCCAGACAGGUUUGAAGACUGGCCUCAGCUGCUGUGUAGAGAUGGUCUGACUGGUCGCUGUUACUGGGAGGUCGAGUGGAGAGGAGAGGUUAAUAUAUCAGUGACUUAUAGAGGAAUAAAAAGAAGAGGAGGCAGCAAAGACUGUAUGUUUGGAUGGAAUGAUCAGUCCUGGAGUCUGACCUGCUCUAACGUUAGGGGUUACUGUAUCUGGCACAAUAAGAGAGCAACAUCCUUCUCUUCCUCCAUCUCCUCCUCCUCCUCUAUCUCUGAACGAGUAGCAGUGUAUGUGGACUGUCCUGCUGGCUCUCUGUCCUUCUACAGAGUCUCCUCUGACACACUGAUCCACCUCCACACCUUCAACACCACAUUCACCGAACCUCUUUAUCCUGGUUUUGGGCUCUGGUCCAGGUUGUCUGGUUCCUCGGUGUCUCUGUGUUCUGUGUAGGAGAGACUUACUAGGGAGUAAGUCUCUUACUCUUAGAGAACAAGUAAGUUGAGUCUCAACAGAAUCACUG
Micropterus dolomieu (smallmouth bass) is the source of this 1037-nucleotide messenger RNA. RefSeq names its product stonustoxin subunit beta-like. NCBI's taxonomy places the organism in Eukaryota, Metazoa, Chordata, Actinopteri, Centrarchiformes, Centrarchidae. Bases 167 to 967 code for a protein of 266 amino acids. The transcript has 3 exons. The record is from RefSeq and is a predicted model, not a curated record. Gene Ontology annotation, molecular function: protein binding.